AUGUCAUCGAAACAGGAGAAACCAUCUACCGUACCCAAGUUUUCCUCGUUUAAGCCUCACCUUGAGAAGCCUCAACCACAAAAUGAGGCCAAGCCUGAGGAACUGAAACAACGCGGUACGCUUUCUAUCUCAAGACGCGAACGCCAUGAUUCACCGGGAGUUAUAUCCCAUCACACGGAGAAAGCCAGUCAUAAUAAGCCCCCGCAGCGACCUUCCUCGCCAGAGCAAGAUAGAGACAGUUUUUUCGUAUACGAUAAGCGAGGUGACUCCUUGAUUCGGAGAUAUAGCGGUAACGAUCGCCGUGAUAUCCCUAAUUACCGCCGUUUUGGAUUCGGUCGUAUCUUAGGGGCCAAUGGCUAUAUGAAGAUUGACCAUACCGGUAGCCGUGAUGAAUUCUUUCUGCUAGGCUUUCGUGAAAGCGGUUCCUUGCUCGGUAGCGAUAGGAAAAGCCUUCUAGCCAAGGGCGGUCAUUUUAAAUCGCAACCUAUUAGAGUUCGACGAGAACAGUCCCAAACUGUGGCUGGCUCAGAGGACUUUGUACCCUUGAAGACAUCAAGAAAGCGAAAGCGGGAUAGGUCUGAACCGGCGGAUUCAUCGAGCGACGAAGGACAAGCCUAUAGGUCAAUCCAUGGCAAAAGCAAAAGCCAUGAACAUUCCGAUAGUGAUAUGGAUUACGGCAGCGAGACAUCUACAGGCUCGAGGGACCGAGGUGCGGAUGAGCCCACGAAUCUAAAGACGAUUGAGCUGUCUAGAAAGGUCCGUGACCAUCCGCAAGACAUCGAUGCUUGGCUAGAGCUCGUUAAUCACCAAGAUACUCUUCUGCGAAUAAGUGGACAAGAUAGUCAUCAUUCUACCGGAGCAGAGAUUAAGAGUUUUGCUAGUAUCAAACUGUCCUUACUUGAGCAAGCCUACUUUCAUGCAGCCACUGAUUCGCAGCGAGAGAGACUACAGCUAAGAAUCAUGCAAGAAGGUUCGAAGAUAUGGGAUAGCAUAACCAUUUCAAAAGAAUGGGAAUUGGCUCUGGGGAAACACGGAGUUAGUUUUGAAUUGUGGAGAGAGUAUACAAACUUCCAGCAGACAAAAUUAUCGACAUUUCAAUAUGACAAAAUCCAACGCCACUACGCCAAUCGUAUGAACCGGUUAGCAAGGGAAGCCCUGAUGGAACAAGACCGUUCGAACGAAUUUCGAAUGUACGAACAAAUGAUUUAUGUCUUCUUAAGAGCUACACGUUUCAUCGUAGAUUCUGGGUAUAAGGAACUUGGUAUAGCAGCAUGGCAGGCCGCCUUAGAAUUGACGUUUGCGCGCCCACCCACUUUAUCCGAGAAAAUAUCUAUUGCUCCACCAUUUGGCUUUAAGGAUUUUUGGGAAAGCGAAGUACCACGGAUAGGAGAGGAUGGAGCUUCGGGAUGGGCAACUUUCGAAGAAGGCGAGCAAACACUGGAACUUCCCGAGGCUAAAGCUCUAGAUGAAUUCAUAUCUCCAAGUACCCGAGAUGGUUAUAAAGCUUGGUCAAUCCUUGAGCAACACCAAGCUCGGGUGGCGGCAAAUCCCGUUCGUACCAUGGAUGUUGGACCAGAGGACGAUCCAUUCCGAGUCGUCAUGUACGCAGACAUCCAGGAUAUACUCUUACAUCUUCCGAACGAGGCUAUUCCUGGUCUUCAGUGUCAAUUGUUAGACGCGUUUUUGAUAUUCUGCCAACUACCUCCAGCGUUCUCUUCUAGCGAAAUUGUCCAGGAUAUGCUUCAGGAUAGUUUCCUCGCUCGUAGCCCGGCGGACCCAAUCACCAUAGAGAGCUCGCCUAGUCUGAUUAUAAAUACCGAGGGGCAGAAUAAAAGGCCGCCAGAGUUCUCACAUGACUAUGAGCGAAUGGAAAUCACACCAGAGGUUCUCUUCCCGGUACCUAAUUGGUUUAAAAAUAUGAAGAAGAUUCGAGGCGACGUUCCCGCGGAUCAAUACACGUGGAUUUCGACUACAUUAAAGCAGCUCGUUCGUAAAUUUGGCAUAGGUGAGCUGGGCCCAUACUAUCUCGCCUUUGAAUCUAUAAAUGAGCCCGGGCAUGAAAAGAAAACGGCAAAGGCACUCCUGAAAGAAGAUUCUACAAACGUCGACUUAUACUUAGGUUACUGCAUACUCGAAUGGACAAAAGGCAACAAGGAUAUCGCUCGCAUUACAAUUCCUGCUGCGAUGGGCUUGCCAGCCAUCUCAGUUUAUAGCAAGUUCUCCUUGAACAUUGCUGCCGCAUGGAUGGAGCUUGAAGAUGGCAACCUGACUAAAGCAACACUACAAUUAUGUAUCUUGUCAGAUGAUCCCCCCUCUACGAGAUCAAUAUCGGAAAGCCCACCAGCUUCCACAGCCCAGAUACUGAAGACAAGACAUUCCCUAUCAUCGAAACGAGACUAUUUGUUGUCGUUAGGCGAUGCCGAGAGUGCUAUCAUAUAUGCUGAAGGUCUAGCGCUACUUGAAUAUUUAACAGGGCAGAGUAAUAAGGAAGCCUCCAGCGGAAGCCAAGGGGAUAUUUGGUCUGCAAUAUCUAGUAUCUCUACCUGUUCCGAUGAGUUAGUAUCUCGAGAUCUUAGGAGUAGUUCAGCUCAUGAGAUACUACUCCAAUUUGCCGCUCGUUUACUUUACUACCAUGCUAGUCAAGGGCCAUUUAGACCCGGGUUCCUCCGCGAGCAGCUGACGAAGUACAUCAAUUUCUUCCCCCAAAACACAAUCUUCCUCAACCUUUACGCAUGGAGAGAAGCGCGACUUAGUAUCGACGAUAGGGUGCGUUCAAUCCUCGACAAAGUCGUUCUCGUUAAGCCACAUGACUGUAUUAGUAGUCGCGUGUUUGCCAUUCGAUAUGAGUCCCGCACAGGCAACAUACACUCAACGCGGGCAGCAUUCGAGCACGCCUUCGAAAGUGAAGCGUGCAGAAACCAUCCGGGCCUCUGGGUAUCGUAUAUCAGGUUCUGUCACGGCAGAAAGGAGCUGAGAGCCAAGGCUAAGAGCGUAUUCUAUCGAGCACUCCAGUGCUGUCCCUGGUCGAAGGAGGUGUUCAUGGAGGCGUUCGUCACGCUGGUUAGAGACAUGGAUUCUUCUGAGCUUAGGUCGGUGUAUAAUACGAUGUGCGAGAAAAGGCUGCGUGUCCACGUUGAGAUGGAGGAGUUUGUGGAGGGGUGGCGGAGGGAGCAUAAGGGGAAGGAUAGGGCAACACGGUAG
Molecule: messenger RNA, 3201 nt
Organism: Daldinia childiae
Lineage: Eukaryota; Fungi; Ascomycota; Sordariomycetes; Xylariales; Hypoxylaceae
Product: Protein NRDE2 like protein
Exons: 2
Coding region: 1-3201 (1066 amino acids)
Biological process (GO): negative regulation of RNA catabolic process; regulatory ncRNA-mediated post-transcriptional gene silencing
Cellular component (GO): catalytic step 2 spliceosome
Molecular function (GO): protein binding
Source: RefSeq, a predicted model, not a curated record